This is a messenger RNA of Echinostoma caproni, 648 nucleotides long. The record is from the annotation of a GenBank genome assembly. Lineage: Eukaryota; Metazoa; Platyhelminthes; Trematoda; Plagiorchiida; Echinostomatidae.
UUGCUUCUCCGGCUCACGUGCCCCAUUGGCAGAUUCCUCACCGAUCAUUCGCCAGUGGUUACCGUGGUUCAAUCGGCCAUCCAAUCCGUUCUCGGAUCGAAUGAGAUUACCAGACGCGGUCACUCGUCUGCAACCACAACCGUCUCCGGUGCACAAAAUCGUCACGCACUAGCUCACGACUACACGAUCGAUCAGGAAGAAGACAACGAGUCAGAGGACGACAACGGAACUGAUCCGACUCAGCGUUUUCUUCAGAUCCCGAUGCAAACCGAGCUCCAAGCUGCCAUUGCUCAAGCUCAAGGAUUUUUGACCGCGGGAGGUUCGGGCGGGAGUAGUCGGGCCCGAGGCUCACCCCAAACUCCGAAUUCAUCCUUCGAGCCGACCAACUCAACUCGCAACUCUUCCAGUCAUACUCGGAUCACAUCCAGUGCAUUGUCUCAAGCUUUGGCCUCCGCCACAAAUAGUCUACGCCAAGCUAGUCACGAAACGCCAAUGGUCACCGAGACUGCAACCGAUUCCGGAGAUCUUUGGUCCACACAACUCGCACAACUGGCUGAGAUGGGAGUUACCGAUCAGCUGGCGGCCAGACAAGCAUUAGAAGCCACAAAUGGUGAUCUGGCCCUUGCAAUCCAACUGCUUUUUGGUUGA